AUGAUCGUUUCAACACCCUCUUUUCUCCGCGGCGUAAUCGCCCUCUCUUCGACUCUUCUUACGGUUCUCUCCGGUGUUGCGAUAUACAAGUGCGUUUUCGCAGUGCUGCUGCUUGCCAAGAGUCUUCCGCUGGACGGAUAUGUCUGGGUUGAUAUACUCGGGAUGGCGGGGAGCGGGAAGCCGGAGAAGCAUGUGGUGAAUUUGAGAUUGGGCGGAGAGUUAACGCUGUUCGGCGAAGCACCUGCCACUGGGACAAUGGGCGAGCACCACGAUGCAACGCUGAAAUGCACGCGGGAACUUGCUAUCUGCGAGGUAUCGCCGUAUCUUGUGAAACCAAAUCGCAGUGAGCAAGCGGUGGGGUGGCGACAGAAGGCUUGUGGACAACUGCAACAUUCGCGAAAAUCUUUGGUGUUCCUAGCACUCCUAUCAUUGGUCCUUGUUGUAGGCUAUGGAGCUCAAGCUUAUCUGGCCAGGAGAGAAGAAAAGAUGUUACUGAAUGUAGAGGAAAAGACCGUUUCCGUGCGGUCAAGCAGUGAUUCGCAGAACCGGUCUCCGCGCUCUUCCUGGGGCUCGAGUGAUAGCCAGAGAAUAGAAAAGGCCGAAUGA
Messenger RNA from Parastagonospora nodorum SN15, 606 nucleotides. RefSeq lists its product as hypothetical. The record is from RefSeq and is a predicted model, not a curated record. The transcript is spliced from 3 exons. Bases 1 to 606 code for a protein of 201 amino acids. Lineage: Eukaryota; Fungi; Ascomycota; Dothideomycetes; Pleosporales; Phaeosphaeriaceae.